UUGUUUUUGAUUUGAGUUCACGAUCUGAUCUGUCUGAUUGUUGUCUAAAUCCAAUAUUUUUGUGAUCUGAUUUGUUGGAACUACUUACUGCCUUAGUCUUUCUCUUGAAUCAGGUACCAUGGCAGGAGAUCAAAAAGGAGAAUUCACCAAGGAAGAAAAGCUAUUGAUUAAAGCCAUGACCAAUCAUCUAAAUCAAACCAUGGGCAAGAUGAUGAAGGCUAAGAUGGAAGAGCUUCGACAGGAGGUUAGACAGGAACGCCCACGAGCUACUGAUCAGAAUCAUGAGUCUAGGCGCAGCGAGAGGAGACAAAGACGUAAGCAUGAAGGCAGAGGCAGUCACAAAGAUAAAUUUGCUGAUCAAAAGCUAAAAAUCCCUCCUUUCCAUGGCAACGCUGAUCCUGCUGCAUAUGUGGAAUGGGAAGAGAAGAUGGAGUUGAUUUUCGACUAUCAAAGCUAUGCUGAAGAAAAGAAGGUUCAAUUAACCACUGCUGAGUUUUGUGGUUAUGCUUCAAGCUGGUGGAAGCAACUGGUGUCGUCUAGGAGACACUAUGGAAAAGAACCUGUUGCAACCUGGCUUAAAUUAAGGGCUUUGAUGCGUCAUAAGUAUGUUCCAAGACAGUACCACAAGGAAGUGCUUCGAAAACAGUCUGAAACAAAGCCAUGCUCUGCAAACUCAGUCCAGGAACAACAAGGCAGGAUCAGAUCAAGAUCAACCGGUGUUAUUGGUUUACCUAGCAAGACAACGAGCUGGUUCUGUGAGGAGGACAUAAAGAAGCUGUCUCAAGUGAUUAUGGAUGUGGAGAAACAAUUCAGGGAGACCCACACUACACAUCCAUCCUUAGAAGAACAGAACCAGGAGUUAAUCACUUCAGUCUCAGAACUCAAUUCAGCAGAGCCGGUAUCAGCUACAACUAUUCAAGGAGAUCAAGCCAAAGAAUCAUCAGCUGCCAUUCAGAAAGAUGAGCAGCCUGUUCAGAACGUCAUGGUUCCUUUCAAACAAGCCAAAGUACCAGAAGAGACACCCAGGGAACCACAGACAGCUUGCAAAAAGAGACAACUGAUUGUCUUUGACCCGUGUGAUUUCCAAAAGACAUUCUUAGGUAUUUUUCUGUUCAAUCCCUUUGUCUGGAACAAGACCAGAGCAGUAGAGCUUUCAAGACACGAACUGGGCAUGGAACAUGUUUUAUUUGAGCCUGGAGGAGAGUUGUGGAAUCACAGGAACAAUCCCUUAGUGAUUGAGAAGAAAUCGGCAGCAACAACAAUUGUUUUUGGUGAUCUUUUACCCUCUGAAGCUAAAGGGAUGCACGUCUCAGCUCAGCAAGAGUUUCACUACGAAACCAAUUGGAGAAUGUUACCCACUCUUUCCUGGAUCCAACAAACCGGAAAACGCAGCAAAUGGCCACCUGAUCAUCAAGAUAUUGUCAAUUCCGCAAAACAUAUCGGUUUAGCCAAAUUCUGUGAGCUGCUUAUAUCAGAUUGGGCUGGAAGGUUACAGAUCUACUUGUGGAAACCUGGAGCAUAUGACAGCACACUUAUCAUCCUUGGAGAGUGCUCUGCUCGUGCUAGAACCAGCUUGGGUAAUAAGGAGUUGGAAGCUGAUCAAAAUGCCUUGCUUCUUGAUCAUGUCAAGGUGUGGAAGCCACCAGAUUUGCAGAAGCUUCAAUACCAUUUCAGAGAUUGUCAAAUCAAGAGUGGAGAUGGAGAUUUCAUUAGAGUAAAUGGUGAAGUGAUUACUGGAGUAGGAGGAAAACUCAUGUUUUCUUCUCAAAACAAGGAGAAACCACCAGAUGGACUCAGUCUACAUCAAUCUCCAAAUAAAUCAGCCCGAGGUCAAACAGUUUUGAGUGCUAGAAUUUUCGAAAAGAGAGGCUAUAGUAAUGAUCAGAGUAUCAAGAAUGGAUACUUGGCUAAGUUGGAAAUGCAACAAUCAAAUCUUGGAAGCUGUCUAGCCGCCAACUUUGACAUAGGAGCAGUCCGAGGAUCAUAUCUCAGCAACCAGAAGGAAUUAAGCAACAAACUCAACUGCAAUGGAAACUACACUCAUCAGGGUCUCACGUCGAACUGGAAUCAUGUCCAAAGCUUCUCAAAUGAAAGAGUUAUGGGUUCUACAAGACGGGUGAUUCUGUGUUUGCUUUGUCUGAACUUUUCUGAGUGUAGAACAUCUCAAUCCUAUCUAUGGCGACCAGGUGAGCAUGCUAAGGUAACUAAUCAUGUUUUCAAGAGUUCUUUUAUUGAUUACACAGAUAUGAUGCACUUGUUUUUGCCAAAAGAGUCAUGUGCAGAUUAUAUGGAAACUUUGAAGCAUGCAAAGAGAAAGAACAAACGUGAGGAAGACAAACGUUUCAAGCCACCUGAUCUAAGCCAGGAGAGACAUCAGGACGUCACUUGCUUCAUCCUCAUCAAAGAAGCACCUCCAGAUGCAGCAUACAAGCCAAAACCAAGAAAAGACAACUUUGGGAUAAGACUCUUACUCUAUGAUGAUUUUGCUUGUGUUAACUUGUCUUGUUUCAAUGUAUCAGGUUUAAGUAAUGCCUCAGGAGUGAGGAAAGCCAAAUGGAUAAGUGUUGAACUGAAGAGAAGAUGGAGCUUGUACAAUGAUAGGGCAAGCUCUAGAAGAUGUCCAGAAGAGUUCAAUCAAGCUUCAGAAGUGUUCUGAAGUAGUUAUCUUGUGAAGAUAAGUCCAGGAGGGACUUAGACUGAUCAGAAGAAGGGUUUGGAAGAGUUUGAGAGAAGAUGGUCCAAGGUGCAAAGAUAGGGCGUGUGUACGGCCUCGUACGGACAUGGGCAACUAAGAGAAGGUGUGUGGAUCAUCAGAAGAAGGAGGAAGAGUAUUGGGCAUAAAUAGGGCGAGUGGUACGGACAGGAGAUCCGUACCAUCGACCGUACGACCACACCUCUCGACCACACAUCCGGGAAACUCAAAAGAAGAGAAGUGCAAAGUUAGGGCGUGGCUUGCUUGAAGAAAUGUGACCGUUGGAAGCUAAGGGAGGAGAGGAAUAUUCCUUAGGAUCAGAUGAGUCAAGAGACAGGCUGGAAAGGGAAAGGAGCUUUACCUUUACAGCCUUAGUCACUCACGGAUCCAUCCUAGCCGUGUAAUUCAAAUGAAGCUAUCUCCUCCCUCCAUCCAGUCAAGGCGCGCCUAUCCUGUCCAGCUUGCACUAAGAAGACCAGGACCUGUCUACUCUCAUCCUGUCCAUUCAUUUUAUUCAUCACUUACAGCCUUAGGAUGUAGGGUUUAUGAGUGAAAUGUAAAGGCAUAUAAAAGCCUUGUAUAUGCGAUUGUAAACACAAAAAAAGUGAGUAAGGGGGUUUCCCCUCUCCUUCUCUAAUCUUCAGUCUCUUAUUCUCUCAGUCUCUCUAGUCUCUUAAGUCUCUUAAUCUCUGUCCUUAACGUCUCUCAUACACUCAUAAACACUCUCACCAAUCUCUCUCUCUCUAUAUCACCUAGAACAAGCUCUAAUCAUUCUUCAUUGAAGCUUAUACACACACACAUACUACCAGAGUAGAGAUCUCUUUAAAAAUCAUAUGGUAUCAGAGCCAGGUUCAUCAGAACCUGAGCUGUAGCUUCCGCACAACACAAGCUCUACCCUCAGCUCAAAUCCAAUCCUUGAAGACAUUCCCAUCCGAGUUCAGUUUCUCCAUGAGAAGAAGACUGAAGGGCGUGUCUCUUAUCCUUUCUCCUGUCUAUACUGAUGGAGAGACUCAUUGGAAGCAGAAGUGUAUGGAGAGGACUCACGAACCUCAUCCAAGGCGCCUCCUCCAAGAGCUUUCUUCACCCGGUUCAUCAUGAAAGCUGUCAAGAUGAUGGCGCCUAGAAGACUUGAAGAAAGGAGGAGUCUUUGAGCUGGAGAAACAAGAAGGUGGCCAUGAACUGAAGGAGUAGGAGGUGGGUGACUAUCCAGACUCUCAGAUUCAACAAAAGCCAUGGCCAGCCCCCUUUGAGGUUUAAGGAACCAACCUGGUUCCUUGUGUAAGCGAUUUUAAAACCCUCUUGAUAAUGAGCUUGUGUUGUUGACUGGUUGUGAUGUUGUGAUGUGAUUGAAAACCUGAGGACUGUUUAAAAGAUUACUAAAUGAAAUAAAAUGAAUUUAGAAUCUGUCCCAGGAUGCUUAAAGAGCUUGGUUCCCUAGUAAUCC
Molecule: messenger RNA, 4136 nt
Organism: Brassica rapa (field mustard)
Lineage: Eukaryota; Viridiplantae; Streptophyta; Magnoliopsida; Brassicales; Brassicaceae
Source: RefSeq, a predicted model, not a curated record